This is a messenger RNA of Penicillium vulpinum, 1353 nucleotides long. RefSeq lists its product as uncharacterized. Gene Ontology annotation, biological process: autophagosome assembly. Gene Ontology annotation, cellular component: phagophore assembly site. Bases 1 to 1353 code for a protein of 450 amino acids. Lineage: Eukaryota; Fungi; Ascomycota; Eurotiomycetes; Eurotiales; Aspergillaceae. The record is from RefSeq and is a predicted model, not a curated record. The transcript has 4 exons.
AUGUCCAUCAAAGUCGACGCCGUCGACACUAAUUUUACAGUCUUCAUACGCUUACCAUUUCCUAGGGGCGACUUUGUCGAAUGGAAUGCAUCCAGAGAGCAAGAGCUAUGGGAUAUCCUUUCUCGCCCAUCCAAAGGCGACAUAGACUGUACGGCAGAGAACUUCGACGUCACCUUGCAGUUCCUUCGUCAGCAGGCGGCAUGGCUCUAUGAUCGCCAGCUGUCUCAGGUUCGGGCUCAAAUGCGCAAGGUCGGCACUACGCAGUCGAACGCUCCUUCCCCAGCCCCAGGAUCUGUCUCUGGUAGUACCGCCCUAAGUGGCCAGCCACAGAGAGAAAUGCUAGUCCCAGCGGCUUCUCGGGCGCCAUCACGGCAAGUAUCUCAACAGAAGGAUCUCCCUUUAAGAGGUAUGGAACGAAACCCUACCCGGCAUGGUACAGGGCAUUUGAUAUCACCCAUGGAUCGAACGCAUUUGACAUUCACUGCAGCCCCUGACAACCGACGUACGAGCGUUACAUCAAUUACGACUACUAACCAAACUCGUGGACCUUUGGAACCUACACGUACUGCCACGCCGACAAUCGCCGACAAAGAACCGCGUUGGGAAGCUUUUGGUCGUCGACCAUCCACUGUGAGACGAGAACAAGCACCCGUCGCGCCUUUGCCCCGAUCUCCAACACUCCAGGAAGAGUCUUCGUCCUCGAGCUUGUCCUCAGAAUCAGAAUCCGACGAUGAGGACACAACCAGGCGUGCACCUCGGUUCAAACGGUUUGGCAAAUUCUCCAUCCAUCGCUCUGGUCUCCGAGAUGAUGAGGAUGACGAAGAAGAGACUCCAGCAUUCCUCCCUCUAACCCGAGGACACCAACAUACCCACCAGGAUCGACCAGUCCAGGCACUCAGCGCUACUCUCCGUUUAGAUGCCGAGCUAGCAGCAGCGCAACGGCGACGUCCCGAGCCGCGGUCUGCUCCCAGAUUACCGGUAGCUACAGAGUCACCCGCCAGCUCUAUGGGCUCUGGUGGACCUAGCAGCCUACGCAGCCUACCCAGUGGACCCAGACAGGGGGCACCAGUAAUGAGCCCCCAGCGCGUUGUCGAGCGCCAAAAUUCGCACAAGUCCACUGCUUCCGGUCGCGAAGCUAGCGAUGGCACCCCUAGCAUGGGAAGCAGCUUCAGUGACCUCGACGGUAUGUCUCCCAACCCCGAGGAUUCUGGAUUUCAACUGAUCGACUGGCCAGAUGCAAGUGUGACCCAAUCAGCCCUGGAGGAGGCCCUUUUAAGCAACAUGCAGCAUGGUGGAAUGGCGAGUCGGAUGAGUACCAUCAGCCAAGCAUUGCGCAGCCGGUAUUUGCAGUAA